Messenger RNA from Stylophora pistillata, 869 nucleotides. RefSeq lists its product as uncharacterized. The record is from RefSeq and is a predicted model, not a curated record. NCBI's taxonomy places the organism in Eukaryota, Metazoa, Cnidaria, Anthozoa, Scleractinia, Pocilloporidae.
CUAAGGCGCUGCCUUACAAGGAUAAUUUGGUUGUUUUGCGAGGCAAAACCGUAUUUAAAGCGUUUUAUCGCUGUCUAUCAAGAUGAACUCAGAGGGAUCAACACUGAGCGCGUUUGACAUAAUUGCAGAGGAAAAUUGCCCCACGGCGCCGCCGGGGAAACAAGGGAGUGAUGCUCCAACAGGCAAAACUCCCAAUGCUGGUACAAGGAGAGAAAAACAACCAGCCUUAAAAGUCUCUAAGGUCAAAAAGGCUUCAAAGUCAGCAGAGAGCAUAACAUCAAACACGACGAUCAACGAGGAGUCAUCCAAAACGUCAAAAGGAUUUGACGAACUCAGCCACAAAAUUGACCAACUCACGGCAGUUGUAGGUAAUUGCGCUCCCGUUAUUGCAGAACUAAAGGCGACUUAUGAUGCCGGCUUAAAUGAGGACUCGCCUGACGAUAGCGAGGACGAUAAUGGAGUCUUGGGGGAACCCCCGGCAAAAAAGAGUAGGUCAAGCUCAGACAAUGAAAAAUCCGUCGCGGACGGUUUAGUUGAUGUACUUGUUUAGGAAGUCACUGAAGAUGAACAAACUGGCAAAGCAUUAAACGAGAAAAUUGCACAGGUUCUUGAUAAUAUCUUAGCUUCAGGACAGAGCGAGCACGUGUUGACAAAACGCAAAGAGGAUAUGAAACGGCCCGAAAAUUGCAAACUGCUGCGGGUCACAAAGGUCAACACUGAAAUAUGGGAUAUUGCCCAGAAAACCACACGUAGUAUGGAUGCUAGAAUCCAGAAAUUGCAAGAAACCCUGAUUAAGGGUCUAACUCCACUUGCCUACCUAACAGGGAAGGUAGGUGAGACAGUGGAAAACCAGGCUCCACUGCCAGCCC